Messenger RNA from Kickxella alabastrina, 1762 nucleotides. RefSeq names its product WD40-repeat-containing domain protein. The coding region runs from base 119 to 1711 and encodes 530 amino acids. Lineage: Eukaryota; Fungi; Kickxellomycota; Kickxellomycetes; Kickxellales; Kickxellaceae. Gene Ontology annotation, biological process: rRNA processing. The record is from RefSeq and is a predicted model, not a curated record. Gene Ontology annotation, cellular component: nucleus. The transcript has a single exon. Gene Ontology annotation, molecular function: protein binding.
GUCUUCUCUCACCUGUUUACUAUUUUUUUUUAACUUUACUCAAUUUCUUGAGCUCAUAACCUCUUUCUCUUUUUUUUUUUAAACAAGCUAGCAGGCCAGCUACAGCUAUAUUCAAACAAUGAUUUCUGCUCUGGCAUGGGUCCGCAAAGGAGUUGCUGCUGAAAAGCCCACCACAUACGAGAUGACUGAGGAGGAGUACUCCAACCUGCAAGCUGUUGCUUCCGAGGAGAUCGCUGACGCCAAAAAGGAGCUCAAGAAAAAGUCCAAACUCGACGCUGAGAUUCUCAACGAUCCGGCGCUCAAGGACUUCAACCUCGAAUCGUACGAUUCUGAGCCCAGCGACACAGAAGACCCAGAGGGCACCAACAUCAACGUGUUUAGCAACAUUAAGGGCCUCUCCUACUACCAGGACGCCCAGGAGGACCCCUAUAUUACGCUGAAGGACGCUGACGACUCUGACGAGGAUGAAGAGAUGCGGAUCUUCGGCUCUGACAACAUUCUCCUGGUUGCCAAGACCGAGGACGACAUCAGCAACCUGGAAGUCUGCGUGUUCGAGGGCGAGGGCGACAACCUGUUUGUGCACCACGAUUUUAUGCUGCCGGCGUUCCCGCUGACAGUCGAGUGGCUGGACUUUAGGGUGGGACGGAAGGCCGGGCAGGAGGGCGGAGGCAACUACGUGGCGGUCGGAACGUUUGAGCCAAGAAUCGAGAUCUGGGACCUGGAUACCGUCGACAGCACCUAUCCGGAUCUGGUCCUGGGCAGCACGGACAAGAAGAUGCUGCGCAAGCGCAAGGGCAAGCCGCACCCAGAAUUCCACACGGACGCCAUUAUGGGGCUCUCAUGGAACAAGAACGUGCGCAAUCUCCUGGCCAGUUCCUCCGCCGACACCACCGUCAAGCUGUGGGAUCUCAACUCGGGCAAGUGCGUGCAGUCGUACGAGCACCACAAGGAUAAGGUGCAGGCCGUCCAGUGGCACCCCACCGAGGCAUCAGUCAUGCUGACCGGCGGGUAUGAUCGCCAGGUUGCGGCCUUUGACUCGCGCGCGCCCGCGGCCAUCAGCUGGUGGUCGGUCGAUGCCGAUGUCGAGAGCAUCAUGUGGGAUGUCCACAGCCCCAGCCAUUUCUUUGUUGCCACAGAGGCUGGAUCCGUGCGCUACUUCGACAUUCGCAACGUCAAGGGCGGCAAGGGCGCCGCCCCCAUCUAUACUCUGGUGGCCCACGAUGAGGCUGUCUCCGCAAUGGACCAGCAUCCGACGGUGCCCGGCCUUCUUGUCACUGGAUCAGCCGACGAGACCGUCAAGGUAUGGGACGUGCGCGAGAACAGGCCUACAAUGGUCAUUAGCCGUAACCUCGAUGUCGGCAAUGUCUUUGCCGCCAGUUUCUGCCCCGACGAGACCAUGCUGAUGGCUGUUGCGGGAUCCAAGGGUGAGACGCGCAUCUGGGAUAUUUCCACGAACGCUGCUGUUAGGUCUAUCUUUGGCGACGCGUCGAUCAGGACUUUGCCUGUGGUUGAGAAGCCGCUGGUCAGCAUCGUUGAUGAGGCCGAUGGUGACGAAGACGACACCAGAGAGGCCAUUAUCGCCGAGAUGCACGGCGAUGUUAUGGAGCCCGUGGAGGCUGUCUCAGAAGACGAUGAGGAUGAUGAUGAUGAGGACGAUGAGGAGGCCGAGGAUGACUCUGACGCUUCAAUGGAAUCUGACAGCGACAACUGAAAACAUACAAAAUACUCUGCAACAUGUUUAAUACAAUUAAAUUACAAAAUA